This is a messenger RNA of Cydia pomonella (codling moth), 2052 nucleotides long. RefSeq lists its product as uncharacterized. NCBI's taxonomy places the organism in Eukaryota, Metazoa, Arthropoda, Insecta, Lepidoptera, Tortricidae. The record is from RefSeq and is a predicted model, not a curated record. The coding region runs from base 394 to 1236 and encodes 280 amino acids. The transcript has 7 exons.
GUCAGUGUUGCGCGCGAUUUUCGACGCGAGCGCACGCCGCACAGCGUUCGAAUGUUAAAACGAUCGAGACAGUGAACAGUGAAUCUUUAAGUUUUUCGGCCAGUGCUGCAGUGAACUUUGGUGUUUACUAUUUCGUUACAGUUUAUUGGAAGUUUUAAAGGAUGUUAAGAGAAUUGUAUCCUGUUUUGUGCAAGUGCUAUUGUUUGCUUUGUUGAUGCGAACCAGCUGUCAAAACAUCUAUACUGUCAAGGCAACCACGGCCGAUAUCUCGUUCAGCUAACCAUUUUAAGAUUUACUGCGAACUGUUACACUAAAAAAAUAAAACCAUCACAGACAAAAAAAAAAAACAUGACCAGUUGAUGCAAAGAUGCCAACAUAGCAUACAGAAUACAGAUGGCGCAUAAACUGAAGAAUAACCAUUACGUGGCGACGCACCGCUCGGGGGUGGACUCACCGUCAUCGGGGGCGUACUUGCACCGCGGACCUUCGAGAGACGAGAAUGAUAGUCAUAGAGCACCGUCGGAGAGAACCUUGUCCGAAUAUACGACAAUGGACGAACGAACACGAUCGCCAUCCGGCGAACACCGGGAACACCGCAACGGCCGGAGUCGUUCACAGCACACCAACGGCUCCCCGCGAGCCGAUAGCGACGUAUACGUCACUAGCGGCGCCUACAGACCUCCCUCACAGAUCAGCCGGCAGUCUCGUGCGCCGCGCAGCGUGUACUCCUACCGCAGCGCGGUGGCGCCCUCUGUCGCGUCUACACACCGCUCCAAAGUCUCACGGAAGGCGGGUGUAAAAGUAGACGCGAUGGCGGCCCCCAACCCGUUCUGCCCCAACGUGAAGGGCAUGUGCUGCCUCAUGCUGCUCCUCAACCUUGGACUCAUCCUGGUGACGCUGGGCUUCGUCAUCGUUCUGCAAUUCUUCGAACCACUCUUUGUCUGGAUAUUGGGCAUAGUCUUCCUAAUAUUCGGGUUCAUCACACUCGUCGGCAGCCUCAUCUACUGCGUGGUCCUCUGCCGCGAGAACCCGUACCCUCAGUACCCUGACGAUUUCUACUGGACCCACCACUGGUCCAAGACCAUAGGGCCUUCGGAAAUACACUACAACGCCAGUGAAAAACCCUACAGACAAAACGGACACAGUGAUAGAUAUAAUAAGUAUAACGGAAAGUAUUCGGACCGAGAAAGCGCUAAAGGCUAUUCGGAUAGGGAGAGCAAAUUAAGCAGGUACUGAACGUAACUUAGAAAUGUUGAGGUUAAUUUCUGAACGAAUCGUUCGAAUUUUGAAUUGCGCGGGAAACUUUGGGUAAGUUCCCGCCUGUUUGUCGGGCCAUUUUUUAUAAUUCUAAUAUUAAAAAAAUGGUCUAUAUUUUUUUAAUCUAUGUAUUCACUCGCAUAGUCGAAACUUCUUUCGUUUUCUAAAGACUAGAAUUAUUAAUGUCCCAUUUCGGUUGUAAACUUUUUAAAGAAGUUUUAACAUGUGUGAAUUUUGGUGCAGUUUCUGAGUUUUUUUUUUGAACUUUUCUCUGUGCUAUUUUUAAGCACUUGUAAUGUUUACAAUUUUACAUUGUAAUCGUUAUUUAUAUUUAUCUCUUGGUCCAGAUAGUUUCAUGCUAUUGGGAAAUGAAUAAGAGUAGAAUGCAAAUUGUGUUUUUUACAAUGAUCUACGACAAUUUAAAGCAACUUUUAGGCACUUUCGCCUGAAUGUUCAAUAUAUAUUAAAAUUUAUUCGAUGUGUUAUUUUAUAAUUAUAAUUAAUGAUAACAUAAUGGUAACUGUAAAUAAUAUUAUAUUAAUAAGGUAUUAAUUUAACAAUCUUUAAAGCAAAAUGCCAUAUUACUUAUUAUUAAUAAAAACUUACCUGUUAUAUUGAAUUUACAUAAAAUUAUUAAAAUACAAAAUGUUAUUUAGUAAAAACUGUGGAUUAUAUAGAAAUAUUUACAGAUUGAGAGUAAACCAGUAAUAUAUUACUUUAAUACGCCUGUAUCUGAAUAUGUGAUUUGAACUAAAAUUAAAUUUAUCUGUAAUUAUUAAUAAAAUUCUGUAACGA